Molecule: messenger RNA, 1085 nt
Organism: Tribolium castaneum (red flour beetle)
Lineage: Eukaryota; Metazoa; Arthropoda; Insecta; Coleoptera; Tenebrionidae
Gene: arg
Product: arginase
Exons: 4
Coding region: 37-1062 (341 amino acids)
Cellular component (GO): cytosol; cytoplasm; nucleus
Molecular function (GO): manganese ion binding; arginase activity
Source: RefSeq, a predicted model, not a curated record
AACUCAAUCAAAUUUCGAUAAGAAGAAAUUGUGAGAAUGUUUAAAAAAGGUUCGGGUGUGUUGUGGCAAUUGCGCAAAAAUUACAGUACGAAAAUUGGGAUUGUGGGGGUGCCUUUCGAGGAAGGUCAGGGCAAAGUUGGGGUUGCUAACGGACCGGAAGCGAUGCGCAAAUCAAAUUUAAUCGAAAACAUAAAAUCAAUUCACCAAGAAAUCGACGUCCACGACUACGGAGACGUCUGUUACACGUCCCUGGAAAAUGUGGAGGUUCCCAACAUGAGGAAAUACUCGGACGUGGCGGCUUGCAAUUUGCAGGUCUCCCGAACUGUCGAAAAAAUCCUAAACGAUGGAAGAAUCUGCCUAACUCUAGGCGGUGACCACUCAAUCGGUAUCGGCACUGUGGAUGGCCACAUCAAGGCCAAAAACGAAAAAGUGUGCAUACUAUGGGUGGACGCACACGCUGACUUGAAUACGAACAAAACUUCCGUUUCGGGAAACAUCCACGGGAUGCCUCUUGCCAUCCUGGUGAAGGAGUUGGCCGAUUACUGGCCGUACCUCCCGGGGAUGGACUGGCAAAAGCCUGUGCUACCGAUCCGAAAUGUGGCCUACAUUGGCUUGAGGUCGGUGGAUUCGUACGAAAGGCUCAUUAUUGAACAGUUUGGGAUCACAGCAUAUGGGAUGGAAGAUGUGGAGAAUUACGGGAUUCAUAAUAUUGUGAAUAUGGCCUUGGAUAGGAUUGACCCGCAUCGCAUGCUUUCCAUACAUUUGAGUUUUGAUAUUGAUAGUUUGGACGCGUUGGAGGCGCCGUCCACGGGGACCGCAGUCCGUGGAGGCCUAACUCUGCGUGAAGGCAUCCACCUGGUGGAACAAAUCCACAAGACGGGCCGUCUGGGGGCGAUGGACUUGGUGGAAGUGAAUCCCUCCAUAGGGUCCCCCAAAGACGUCCAAAAGACAGUCGAGGCUGCGGUCCAUUUGCUCAUGGCAGCCUGUGGCUACACGCGUCGUGGGCUAAUACCACGAGGACCCGACGGCUCACCCAUCAGAACAAUUCCAAGUCCCGUUUAAAUAAAGCGAUUAAAAAGACAAAA